CAUCCACGGCCACCACGGCCGGAUUGCCGACGCCUGGCGCUACAGAGCGCCUUGGAGAGGAUAAGGAGGCCGUCCCCAAUGUCGUGGACAAACCCUAGCUGCUUUUCCACUUCCCCUCGCUCGCUCUCCUCUCCACAACACGCGCCCGAGACGCCGUCGCCGCCUCUCGUCGAUCCCGCGGCCACCGGCCUCCCCUCGUCGCGCCAAGAGGUCCAGGAGAACCGUCGUUGUCUACUUCGUCUACCCCGAGCACUGAAUCGAGCAAGGAAGGCCCGUACACUCGCCAUCGACCUCGUCUUCAACGCGUACAUCGCCGGCGUCCGGCGUCGAUUGCCGCCGCUCCGGUCCACCUCCGGCCUCCCCGACCUCGCCUUCGUGCUCACUUUUCUGUUUUUACCUUGUUUUAGGGUUUCGAAGAAAAGGAAAACCAAAUGGAGUUCAAUUGACCCGGAACUUCACGGAACCCAUUUUUGGAAGGAAAGAAGCCCAGAAGACUUGAAGUGCACGUAAGGGAAGCUUCGAGGAGGCCACGAGGUAGGGGGCGCGCCCACUCCCUAGGUGCGCCCUCCACCCUCGUGGCCCCUCUGACGUACCCCUUCCGCUUAUAUAUUUCCAUUGAAGGAAAUAUGCCCUAGAGGCAAUAAUAAAGUUAUUAUUUAUUUCCUUAUAUCAUGAUAAAUGUUUAUUAUUCAUGCUAGAAUUGUAUUAACCAGAAACAUAAUACAUGUGUGAAUACAUAGAC
Messenger RNA from Triticum aestivum (bread wheat), 742 nucleotides. RefSeq lists its product as uncharacterized. The transcript has 2 exons. Bases 79 to 510 code for a protein of 143 amino acids. Lineage: Eukaryota; Viridiplantae; Streptophyta; Magnoliopsida; Poales; Poaceae. The record is from RefSeq and is a predicted model, not a curated record.